CAAGGUCUGGACCAUAUGGCGGGCAUGUGCCUCUUGGCGUUGGCCUCUGAAAUCUAUGAGGGCAUCGAAGAGGACGCCUUCUGGCUGCUUGCCAUGCUUUUAGAGGACGUGCUGGACCCAGACUUCUACGGAGCGGAUGUGCGGGGGAACCUGAAGAUGGUGAACAUCGGCGGUCUUGGCUUGAGGUCCUUCAUUCUGGACAAGGCCCAGGUGUACUGCCCCUCCAUCUCCCAAGCCUUGGGCCAAGAAGCCCUGAAGAGCUGCCUCGGCUCCUUGCUGGACAGCUGGGUGCUGUCCUGCUUCAUCGGCUGCGCCCCCCCGCGGCUCUUGGAAACCUUCUGGGACCAUCUUCUUCUUCCAUCUCCGUAUCAUUCGGAAUCCAGGUGCAGCCCGAUAGGGCUCCUCGUGUUUGUGGGCUUUGGCCUUUGCGCAUUGAAAUGUUGCGGUGAAGAGCGCUACAAGGAUUCCCAGGAGCUGAAGCGGUUGGCUGAGCGGAGGAAGCACAUCGAGUUGGAGGAUUUGUUGCUGGAGGCAACAGAGCUGGUCUUCACCAUGAAGAGCACACUGCAGAAGUGGCCGGAGGAGCAGGAUGCGACCUUCAUAGAGCACUUCACGCAGAUCAUGGUGGAGCUGGCAGAGAGCCCCGGCGACUUUGAUGGUCUCUGGGAUGAGGUUCGGCGCCGCAAGCAGGCCAUCGCCGACUGCGCCGGGAAUGUUGAUGAGCAGCUGACGACCUUGGCCCAGCGCACACACUUCAGCCUCGAUGAGAUCACGCGCUUGCGAAUUGCAGUGGAGACCAUGAAGCAAAAUUCCAAGCAGCCAGCCCUGCUGGACCUCGACAGCUUCAAGGAGCUCGUGAAGCGCGCGGUGCCGCAGUUCCCGACUGAGCUGUGCGGGCGACUCUUCACGAAGCUGGACUGCUUCAGCGUGGGCCGCCUCGCCUUUGUGGAGCUGGCCUGUGGCAUGUCAGCUUUGGCUUUGGGAACGAUGGACGAAAAGUUGCAAGUUUGCUUCGACCUCUUUGACUCUGAAGGACGAGGAGGGUUGAUGCUGAGCGACGUGAUGGAGCUGUGCGCCACUCUCUUCCGAGUGGCCUUGAUCCAAUCCAACAAUCGACCUCUCUCGCGUGGCGAUGAGGUCAUACCGCGCCUGCAACGGUUGGCCAGAGAGGAGGCAGCUUCCUCGUUCCCUGCGGCCAGCAGUGCGCUGUCUAUGCUGCCUAUGACCCCGCCGACCUCGCGGAAUGCUUCCUUGGUAGACCGGUCCAUGAAGCAGAACACUCCGUACUAUUCACUUCUUUGCCGUCUUCUUGCAGCCGCCAAGGUGCAAAGCCCAGAAGGACGGCGCCUGGUGGCCUUCGAGGAUUUCGCCACUGCCGCACGUAUGGAGCCGGCGCUGCUGUGUCUCUUCACUUGGUGCCAGCCCAAAUCCAGAUCGAGUCCGGCGUUCAUGUUCGAGAGUACCAUCAGCCCCGACCAGAACGGCAGGGCUCGCAACUUCGUAUCACGCAUGUGCUGCUGCAUUUGCAAUUGGCUGCGUGGUCGGUCGUGACA
Molecule: messenger RNA, 1553 nt
Organism: Effrenium voratum
Lineage: Eukaryota; Dinophyceae; Suessiales; Symbiodiniaceae
Source: the annotation of a GenBank genome assembly